AUGUCUUCUCCCAGAACUUUCAGAAUGAAGCAGUUUUUGGCCAAGAAACGAAAACAAAAUCUCCCCAUUCCCCAGUGGAUUCAGAUGAAAACUGGUAACAAAACCAGGUACCACUCCAAGAGAAGACACUGGAGGAGAAUCAAGCUAGGUCCAAAAUUCUCUGGCACAAAGAAAGCCCUCACUAAGGAUUUGUUGAAGGAACGAAGGAAUGAAUAA
Molecule: messenger RNA, 216 nt
Organism: Perognathus longimembris pacificus (Pacific pocket mouse)
Lineage: Eukaryota; Metazoa; Chordata; Mammalia; Rodentia; Heteromyidae
Product: 60S ribosomal protein L39-like
Exons: 2
Coding region: 1-216 (71 amino acids)
Biological process (GO): translation
Cellular component (GO): ribosome; cytosolic large ribosomal subunit
Molecular function (GO): structural constituent of ribosome
Source: RefSeq, a predicted model, not a curated record